Prunus dulcis (almond) is the source of this 1318-nucleotide messenger RNA. RefSeq names its product acyl-protein thioesterase 2. NCBI's taxonomy places the organism in Eukaryota, Viridiplantae, Streptophyta, Magnoliopsida, Rosales, Rosaceae. The record is from RefSeq and is a predicted model, not a curated record. The coding region runs from base 243 to 1016 and encodes 257 amino acids. The transcript is spliced from 10 exons. Gene Ontology annotation, molecular function: hydrolase activity.
AUAGAAAUUUGCUGGUAAAGAGGUCUAAGGUUUUGGCGUCUCUACGAAUAUAAACAGACAAAGCUUUCGAAAGGUAGGGCGGUUUUUUGUAGUGGGAAGCAAGAAAGUAAGAAUGGAGAUGCAAGGAAAGAAAAAAGUUCACACACUUUUGCCGUUGUCUCUCUCUUCCAUAUAAAUCCAGUACCUUCUUCUAACUCAUUGCAAUAGGCGGGCUGUUUAGCACAGUUACCUGAAACGCAAAGAUGAGCUAUUCCCAUUCCAAUAUGUGUUCUGGUAGCAGAACUGCUAAAAGAACACUUGAGUUCGGUAGGACACAUGUGGUGAGGCCCAAAGGAAAGCAUCAAGCCACAAUAGUCUGGCUACAUGGACUUGGGGAUAAUGGCUCGAGCGCUUCUCAACUCUUGGAGUCUCUUCCUCUUCCAAAUAUUAAGUGGAUCUGCCCCACUGCUCCUACCCGUCCUGUGGCUAUACUCGGUGGAUUUCCUUGCACUGCCUGGUUUGAAAUGGGAGAGCUUUCAGACGAUGGUCCAGAUGAUUGGGAGAGUUUAGAUGCUUCAGCAGCACAUAUUGCGAACUUGUUGUCAACUGAGCCAGCUGAUGUUAAAGUCGGUAUUGGAGGCUUUAGUAUGGGUGCUGCGAUGGCCCUUUAUUCUGCAACUUGUUAUGCUGCAGGUAGGUAUGGAAAUGGCAACCCAUACCCUCUCAAUCUGAGGGCAGUUGUUGGACUAAGUGGUUGGCUUCCAGGAGCAAGGACCUUACGGAACAAAAUUGAAGGGUCACAUGAGGCUGCAAGGCGUGCCGCAUCAUUACCCAUUUUGCAAUGUCAUGGAAAAAAUGAUGAUGUAGUCCCUUACAAAUAUGGAGAGAAAUCAGUCAACUCCUUGAAUUCAGCAGGAUUCCGAUACCUUACGUUCAAACCCCUUGAUGGGCUUGGUCAUUACACUAUCCCUAAAGAGAUGAAUGAAGUCUCCAGUUGGCUAUCUGCAAGGCUGGGGCUUGAGGGGUACCGCUCAUAAAUCUGACAGUGUCUAAUUGGAGAUAGUGAGGGAGUAGUAGCUAACAAUAAUGAGUGAGGAACGCCCAUGUACAAGUAGGUGCUAUACAAAAUGGGGCAUGGAGUAUAUGGUAUAGCUAAAUUGACCUUUCUAAUUCCCUUUCGUAUUCUGUCUUUCCUACAAAUAAAGUUUUGGGUGUGCUUUUAUGUUCCACUUGGAGGAUGUAGAGCUAGUGGUGAUUUAGUUUUGGAUGUAUUUUGUUUUGGCAUUCAUUUAUGUGAUUUUAUUAUUAAUAAUUAGUGGAGUUCUACUCUCUAUCUCUC